Molecule: messenger RNA, 2077 nt
Organism: Morone saxatilis (striped sea-bass)
Lineage: Eukaryota; Metazoa; Chordata; Actinopteri; Moronidae
Exons: 2
Coding region: 265-1575 (436 amino acids)
Source: RefSeq, a predicted model, not a curated record
UUUGUUUUGUGUUUGUAAAUGUACAUGAGUGAAUGUGGAAUUUGCCAAGAAGUGAACUUUGAUAAAUAUAGAUGAAUAUAAUAAAGUUUCUUCAGAAGCCAACGCAAAUCAAAUACUUCCGCCGGCCGGUUGUCUGCUUCCGGGUGACUGAAUUCAUCAACUAGCGGAAAGAAACUCUGAUGAAGAAACUCUGAUGAAGAAACACAAGUGAAAACUCAACUUUAUAUCAAUUAUCUAGCUCGUAGCGGUUAUCUCGUUUUAAAGAUGAGCUCGGGUUCAACGUGUGCUGCGGAUGGUUGCUACAACAACACCAAGAAACUGAAGACUUUCUCACAAACAUUUUGUUUACAACACCAACAAAUCCGGCAGAGAUGUCCGUGCCCCGCGCCCUACGCCCUGCACUGCAUGCCCGUCAGUGCGGACAGGAGGAAAGCGUGGCUGGCGGCGUUGAAACUACGACGUCUUCCAAAGAGAGUGUAUGUUUGCUCUUAUCAUUUUGUCAAUAAGAGACCCUCCCUACUGCACCCCGACCCGGAGCUUUAUCUGGGCUACGACCGACCGCCUCGUCCGAAGAGGAGGCGGAACCCAGUCCGAACACGACCUGCUGCCUCCUCAGACGGAGCCCGGGUGUCCAACUCUGUCUCAGAUCACGCUGAUUCUGCACCUCCCCCUGACCCACAGCAGCACUCAGUUCAUGCACAGCGCGAGGACCCAGCACAACACGACCACAAUUAUUGCAAGACGGAUGGCGAUGACAUUGGGUCCUCGAUGCUUAAGAACGACUUUGAUGCUUUUCUCUACACUGGUUUAUCCCUAAAAACAUUUCACAUCCUUGUGUCAACACUGGAAGUAUAUGCUAGCAAUGCAUUUCCAAUGUCUGUGCAAGAUCAAGUUCUCAUGACACUUAUGACACUAAAGUCCGACCGUUUGAUAGGUGAUCUGAGCCGACAGUUUCAUAUAUCACAGAGCAUGGCCAGCAAGAUAUUCUCAUAUUGGAUUGACAGACUGGAGGAAGUUUUGCUACCUUUAAUUCCAUGGCUUCCAAAAGAAACCAUUCAGGCAACCUCGCCUGAAGCAUUCAAGAAGAACUUUCCCAAUACAACAUGUAUUUUAGACUGCAGUGAGAUCCUUUUCCAAAAACCCAAAGUUGUUAAUUCAAGUAAGGAAUCAGACCACAAAGUGAAAUACCUGGUAGCCAUAGCCCCAUGUGGACUAAUCAUGUUCAUUUCUCCAGCGUAUGGGGGGCGAUGCAGUGACAAAUUCAUAAGCAUAGACUCAGGAAUAUUAGACCACUUAAAGCCCGGAGAUGAGGUCAUGGCCGAUCAAGGCUUUAACAUAAAAAAAUUGCUGUUGGACAGAGGGGUUAAAUUGGUAAUGGCCUCUUGUACAAAAAAGCGGGGUCAGCUACCUGAGGAAGUGAGAGUUCAUGUUGGAAGGGCAAUCAGCCGUUUGAAAGUUUACAAAAUACUGUCAGAGGUUGUUUCGAGCACCAUGGCUCCUAAAAUAGACAAGAUUCUAAGAAUAUGUGCUGCUCUUGUCAACUUAAGGCCGGAUCUCAUUCAUGAUUUAAACUAACUCGAUGUAAGUAUACAUUUUUCAUGACUAACAUUUUACGUAAGUUUUGGAUUUUAGUUUGAACAGCUUAACAGUUCUGUUGUACAGAAUGUGAUUAUUAUUAAUGCAGGAACUGGACUGCAGGUGGAAGUAGUCUGUAUGACUUUUUUAAAAGUUAGACCAAAUAAACAGGACAUUUUAUUAUUAUUUUUUAAUAUAUAAUAUGGACAUUUUCCGAUGUGCACUGAGGUGGAUGUGUACGACUGUGUAAGGUGAUCUUGCAUAUAAGUCUCGUUUAGUUUUAUUUUGAUUUAUUUGUGUUAUUUACUUUCGUUAUUUUCAGUGUUUUUUUUUAUUUCAAUUUGUUUUGAUUUGUUUUUAUACACAUUUUCAUGUUUAAGUAAGACCGUAUACAUACUGUAACUUCCUAAAGUAAAUGGUCAGCCUAUGUUGAAUUAUUUUGGAUGGAAAAGGAGAUAUGAAAAUAACCAAAUAAAGAAUAAGUUUUUAAAGAAAAUUAAAU